GCCAUGGAGACCACUUGUACACUUUGCCCGUCUCCUCCGGCCUGUCCUAAGUGGGGGGUCCGCAGGCUGGGCCAGCACCCACGAGCGGGCCCAUGAGCACAGGGACCCCAAGGACGCUGGCUGUGGAAAGGGUGAAAUUCUUCUGUGAGCACCGUGGGGAGGUCAAUUCCUCCGCCUUAUCUCCCAACGUCCAGACACUGCUCACAGCCUCGGAGGAUGGCUGUGUGUAUGGCUGGGAGACCCACAGCGGACGACUACUGUGGCGGCGGGGUGGCCACACAGGCCCCGUGAAGUUCUGCCGUUUCUCCCCGGAUGGCCGCCUCUUUGCCAGCACCUCCUGUGACUGCACCGUCCGCCUGUGGGAUGUAGCAGAAGCCAAGUGUCUGCAGGUCCUGAAGGGUCACCAGCGGAGUGUGGAGACGGUCAGCUUCAGCCCUGACUCGAAGUGGCUGGCAUCAGGUGGCUGGGACAAGCAGGUGAUGCUCUGGGAGGUGCAGUCUGGCCAGAUGCUGUGCCACUUAGCAGGGCAUCAAGAUUCCAUCCAGAGCAGUGACUUCGCACCCAACUCAGAAAGCCUGGCCACAGGUUCCUGGGACUCCACCAUCCGUAUCUGGGACCUACGAGUGGGGGCUCCGGCAACGGUCCACAAGGAGCUGGAGGGCCAUAGAGGCAACAUCAGCUGCCUCUGCUACUCAGCAUCUGGCCUCUUGGCAUCCGGCUCUUGGGACAAGACCAUUCACAUCUGGAAGCCCUCCACCGCAAGCCUGCUUGUCCAGCUCAAGGGCCACAUCAGCUGGGUGAAGAGCAUAGCUUUCUCCACUGACGAGCAGCAGCUGGCCAGCGUCGGCUAUUCCGGAAUGGUCAAAGUCUGGGACUGCAACACAGGAGAGUGCGUGGAGACCCUGAAGGGAGUUCUGGAUGUGCCCCACACCUGCACCUUCACCCCUGAUGGGAGACUCUUAGUGUCCGGAGCUGCUGAUGGCUGAUGGGCAACAUGCCAGGUCCACUGCGAUCCAGUCACCCACAAUGUAACCUAUCGCCGGAUGCAUCAACGCGGACAAAGGCACUUGGGUCACAAACCCCUCCUCUUCCUGCCCAGGGCAGAACGAGCCCAUGAAAGGACAGGUACAGGCCCUGUACCAUGCCACAGGCCAGAGAAACCCUAGCAGGUCCCCGCCCCACACAGGGCGCUGGAGAGGCAGGCUGGCCUGGGGACAGAAGAAGGCCCCUCCGAGCCACCUGCCCGUGCAGUACAAACCAAUGCACAAAGC
Messenger RNA from Talpa occidentalis (Iberian mole), 1271 nucleotides. It is a transcript of the gene WDR38, whose product is annotated as WD repeat domain 38. Bases 93 to 986 code for a protein of 297 amino acids. Gene Ontology annotation, biological process: negative regulation of transcription by RNA polymerase II. Gene Ontology annotation, molecular function: protein binding. Gene Ontology annotation, cellular component: transcription repressor complex; nucleus. The transcript has 9 exons. The record is from RefSeq and is a predicted model, not a curated record. Lineage: Eukaryota; Metazoa; Chordata; Mammalia; Eulipotyphla; Talpidae.